AUGCAGACUGCUUCUACAAACAUUUGUGAAAGAAUGGGUCGCUCUCAGGAGCUCAGUGAAUUCAAGCGUGGUACUGUGAUAGGUUGCCACCUGUGCAAUAAGUCCAUCUGUGAAAUUUCCUUGCUACUAAAUAUUCCACAGUCAACUGUUAGUGGUGUUAUAACAAAGUGGAAGCAACUGAGAACAACAGCAACUCAGCCACAAAGUAAGCAGGGUCAGCGCAUGCUGGAGUGCACAGUGCGCAGAAGUCACCAAAUGUCUGCAGGGUCAAUAGCUAAAGACCUCCAAACUUCCUGUGGCCUUCAGAUUAGUACAACAGUGCAUAGAGAACUUCAUGGAAUGAAUUUCCAUGGCUGA
This is a messenger RNA of Staurois parvus, 357 nucleotides long. Lineage: Eukaryota; Metazoa; Chordata; Amphibia; Anura; Ranidae. The record is from the annotation of a GenBank genome assembly.